UCAGGAAGGUAACUCACAAUAUAUACUAUAUUGCCAAACAUAUUGAGACACCCCUCCAAAUCAUUGGAUUCAGGUGUUCUAAUCACCUCCAUGGCCACAGGUGUAUAGAAUCAAGCACCUAGUCAUGCAGACUGCUUCUACAAACAUUUGUGAAAGAAUGGGUCGCUCUCAGGAGCUCAGUGAAUUCAAGCGUGGAACCGUGAUAGUUUGCCACCUGUGCAAUAAGUCCAUCUGUGAAAUUUCCUUGCUACCAAAUAUUUCACGGUCAACUGUUAGUGGUAUUAUAAUAAAGUGGAACUGGGAACAACAGCAAUUCAGCCACGAAGUUGUAGGCCACGUAAAUUGACAGAGUGGGAUCACCGCAUGCUGAAGAGCUCAGUGUGUAGAAGUCACUAACUGUCUGCAGACCCUUUAGUUCCAUUGAAGGGAACUCUUAAGGUGUCAGCAUAUUAGGACAUUUUGGACAAUUUCAUG
Staurois parvus is the source of this 474-nucleotide messenger RNA. The record is from the annotation of a GenBank genome assembly. NCBI's taxonomy places the organism in Eukaryota, Metazoa, Chordata, Amphibia, Anura, Ranidae.